Messenger RNA from Plasmodium malariae, 831 nucleotides. RefSeq names its product fam-l protein. The record is from RefSeq and is a predicted model, not a curated record. The coding region runs from base 1 to 831 and encodes 276 amino acids. The transcript has 2 exons. Lineage: Eukaryota; Apicomplexa; Aconoidasida; Haemosporida; Plasmodiidae.
AUGGAAGAAAAAAUUAACUCAUUGUUCUUUGUUAAAAUUACUACGCUAAUCCUUUUAAGUUGGAUAUAUAAUAUUUAUAUUUAUAGGAGUACGCAUAACAAAUCUUUGAAUAAAAUGUACAGUCAUAGAAAAUUAUACGCAAGAAAUUAUCGUAUUCUGGCAAAAUAUAAGCAGGAUAAGGAUUCGUGUAUUGUAUGUUUAAAAGAAGAGUUACCACACAUGGUUUAUGAUAAACAAGAUAUAUCUAAUAAUGAAAAAGAUUCCUUAUGGAAAAAGAAUUACUCAAAUGAAAGCUUACCAAGGAGUGUAAGAGGACUUAAAAAAAAAAUGAAAAAUAAAUCUUGUAUAUUUGAAACUAAAAACUAUUCCCAUUUGGAAAAGAAAAUAUUUAAAGAACUCGAUUAUGUAGAUUUUCUUCAAAGGAACAAAAGAAUUAGUGAUAAGCUUUACAAAAAAAUAAUACUUAAAAAUUUUUUAUUAAGAAUCAAAUAUCCUUGCAUAUUAUUAUUGUUGUUAUGCAUAGCGUUCAUAGUAGAAAUUUCUUCGGGUUAUGGAGUUUCGAGUGGACUAUAUAUUUUAUUGUUUGAUUUAAUUGGUAAAGAGCAGAUAACAGCUUUUAGGGAGGCUUGUUCGGGUAGCUUUUUAGAGGAAAUGUUCCAGCAUAUUGUAUUAGUUAAAGGUAAACAAAGGAUAAUUUUUUUUAGAAGUAUGUGUCGUACUCUAAUAUAUUUUUUACUUUUCUUUAUAUUAGGAAUUGUAAUUAUAUCGGGGAUUGUUUAUUAUCAUAAUAAAGUUAAAAAUUAUGAAAGAAUUAAGUUCAGAAAAAAGUAA